This is a messenger RNA of Coccomyxa subellipsoidea C-169, 1077 nucleotides long. RefSeq lists its product as hypothetical. Gene Ontology annotation, biological process: regulation of DNA-templated transcription. Gene Ontology annotation, molecular function: DNA-binding transcription factor activity. The transcript has 9 exons. Bases 1 to 1077 code for a protein of 358 amino acids. Lineage: Eukaryota; Viridiplantae; Chlorophyta; Trebouxiophyceae; Coccomyxaceae. The record is from RefSeq and is a predicted model, not a curated record.
AUGACAUCGAGGGAGAGCUUCAAAUUCGAGCAGAAUGGCUCCAAGCAGCAACACAGCUUGACUACGAAGGAAAUAGUGCGUGAGCAGAAUAGAAAGGCAGCAGCUCGCUUCAGACAGAGGCAAAAGGACAAGUUGAGGGAGUAUGAGAAGCAAAUCCAGGACCUGACUGCAAAGCUCAACGCUGCUGAGAAGGAAAAGUCCACAUACGAGCUGAAGUGUGGCGAGAUGGAAAAGGCCAUGCAGCCGGGCGAGACCCAUGACGAGCUGGCCAAGCGGGAAGCGUUGGCAGAGGCUCUGACGCGCUUCUGCAGUGUUGUGCGCAAGGGCCAGGCACGCAGCAUUGAUGAGCACGAGCUCCUGACAGCGUCCGGCAAACUCAGCAUGCAGCACAUCCUGCCCAUCUACAACGAAUGCGCGCAGGAACUGGCGAGGUGUCUGGCCGACGGCGGGGAAAGGAAGGGCACAGAGGCGUACCUGCGCAUUCAAGAGAUCAUCUCAGCGCGGCGCAACCUGUUCCAUCUGAUGGGCUGGCUGGACGCGCAACUGUUCCGCAGAGCUGCAGCCAUGCGCUACGGUGGCGCCUCGGAUGCAGAGCCCUACACAGACCCCGGCAAGGACCACUGGCGGAAAGUUGUGGAGGCCUCGUCCUACACGCCAGAGCAGAAGCAGGGGCUGCUGACGGCGCAGAACGUGCUGUUUGCGCGCAUGCAUGAGAUCCUGGAGGCGCGCGAGGCCAUCAUGAACACGCUGCAGGCAAACUUCCCCUGCGCUGAGACGGAACACAAGAACGCGCCGCUGUAUGUGCAGGCGUGCAAGGCGGCGGAUGACCUGAAGGCCAAUCUGGAGGAGGAGUAUGUGGCCGUGCGCGAGUUCAUCGUGGAGUUUUGCCGCUGCAUGGACUUUGUGCAGCACGCCAAGAUGCUGGUGGCUGGAUAUCCGUACACGCCGGACGUGCUGGCGAUAACAGGCAUCCUGCGGGAGGAGGCGGGGGCCCCGCAGAACAUCAAGAAGGAAAUCCUGCUGGAGUCCCUGCCGGAGGCCAGCCCCUUCAGGAACCUCAGCAGCGCCCUUGCCUGA